AUGUAAUUGAGAUGAAGAGCGAACCUUUUGUUUUCUCAGCGUAGCUAAGCAGCGCACCUCGCUUCACAAAAUGGUGGGAAAUCAUUUCCCGUGUGUUCAGUGCCUCUCUUCGACAGUGACUGAGUGACGACAGUGCUAUCAAUAUGAAACUGAAAUCUGCAACAAUCAAUCAAUAAUAAUGAUAAACAGGAGGUAAUAAUAAACAAACCUGGCUAGAUUUAGAUCUAGAUCAAUAUUUUUCUGAUUAAUAAAGAAAAUGACCGGUGGUGCUCUGAAUUUGUCACUACUAAGUCGUGGUGUUGGUGAGGUCCAUAGCAAUGGACAUGAAAAAGUGGAUGUUUUUCUCGAACCAGAGGACUACUACAACUUUACUACACAUCCAGAUAGAGUUUACUUACCACCGGUACAGACACACUUUGACAACGAUGUGGACAGUGGUCAGUACAGCACACGCUCACUUAAAGACUUACAGUCCUACAGGGUGCCAAAGACUUUUACCACAAGGAAAGGGGCUCUUCUUCUUUUCUCAGAAGAUCUAGCCCAGAGAAACAUGGAGCGAGCGUCCAAGAGAAAAUAUCAUUCUAAGCAUCAUGAUCAUGAAACUAGUACUGAUGAUUCUCAGAAAACUUUGAGAACUGUUGAAGAUCUGACAAAGUCAAUUUUAAAAUAUGGAGCUGAAGAUGCAAUAAACAACAAAGUCUACCUUAAAUUUGUUCACACUCAUCGAGACAAUUUUGAACGGCAGAUCAGGCCAGGAUUCUCUGCGAAACGUUACUUGGCUACAUGGACUCGCACAUGGGAUGACAGUGUGUUUGACAACAUCAUUAAACAUGGCUACAUCACGGAGAGAUCUCUGUACAAAGCAAACAUUUCUGCACCAAACCUGCGGAGGCGAUUACUCUAUGAAGACUUGUCACACAUGCCACAGCCCUACAGGCUAAUGAAGAGCAUGCUCCUGACUCCAAGCAGUUUGUCUGGAUACACUUUCUAUAGAGUGCCCACUGAUGUCUCUUCCCUUGAGGAUGUGGUUGAGGAGCAAGGAGCAGACGUGGGUCAAAGAGCAGGAAGUGUCAGUAACAUAAGGGUCAUCAGAACUGCGGACAACAUUCAGGAAGUAGUUGACUACAAUAGCUUGGACAGAGAGUCCAAGACCAAUGUCAUAACUGACCUCCUGGUCAAGAGUGCUGUCCACUAUGCCUUAAGAAAACAAGAGGAAUUGUACGAGAAAUCUCUUAUGAGAGCUAUGAAUGGAGAUGAACACCUGGAUGAUGGCAAGACUGAAGCCUUUGAGUUUAACAUGAAAGAGGCAGUAGAGUCCCUCCUUGACUCACAAAAUGGACACUUUUCUCUCCAUUCCUCCCUCCCUGAGGUCGAUGACCGGAACAACAAUUUCGACAUGGGCGUCUUCCGUAAGGUGGAGUCAAUCCAAGACACAGCAUUUAAAAAACAAGCAUUCCCUUCCAGUCGACUGAGCGGAUCUGACGUCACAGACUCUGACUUCCCUUCCAUUUCUGCCAGAACAGAUUCUACGUCCUCCGAGUUUUCUGGCGUGCCUGUGCUCCCUCCGAUUCGUCACAAUUUGUCUCCCAUUAGGGACGUCAGCAGGGAGACAACUAGUCAAGUUGUUGUGUUACCUCCCAUUAAUAAAGGCGCUGGAGGUAGUCUGGACCUUCCAACAGUGAACAUACAGCCAGCAACACCGCAACAUUCUUCACUGACCCUGCUGUCCCAUCAAGAAGAUAAACCUGACGAUGUAGAAGCUGAAUAUCUUGCCAAAGCUUCUGAUGCUAAAACAAAUAAAAAGUCUCUUAAAAAAGAUGCAGUGUUAGAUCCGCUCAACACGGGUAUCUUAUUUCAGCCCCCUCCCCUGUCUAAACCAAUUCAUUCUCACCAGGAGCCAGCCCACGUAGAACCUUUUCAUUUUGGCCACCACCCUGGUCAUUCUAUUAGCUCCUUAGUCGAUUCUUUUGAUGCCAAUAGCAGAAGACAAUGGCUGUUGAUGGCAGGAGGGCAGGUAGAAUCUUUGAAAGGAAGUGUGGUUAUGGCCCCUGAUGGGAAGAUAGUAAGUGUAGGUGGCUCUGUAGUCAGAGGUGGUGUACACAAGGAAGACGUGGGAAACAUGAAUGAUGUUUUGCUGAGUAACAGAAAUGAAGAUGAGUUUAUAACAUCUGAAGAUGAACCAGACCCUUGGAAACUGGAUAAAAGAUUGUCUCUCAGUUCUUCCAUGCAAUCACCAAGUUAUAGACCAAGAGGGAGUCUAGCUAGCUCUUCAGUGUCAAAGGAAGAUUUAAGAAGGUUAAGUUCAACUGGAAGACUUUUACUAUGGGACCAGACUUCCAGGAUUUCAGGAGACUCUACCUCUCACAUAUCAAGUGUCUCUAUCUCAGAAAAAGAUAUUAUGGAUACACUUUCUGACCAUGCUCACCGCAUUGCUAACAACGUCUUAAGUCACUCAGGCGCAGGCAGUGACCUGGAAGUGGAUGUCAAGCAAGCUGCUGAGCUCUGGAUACAGACACACCCCAAGAGGACUGUACUCCGACCAUUCUCUGGCAGAUCUGAAGCAGUUGAUGAAAUUAUGAAGUCUAGUAGAUCCAGCAGUAUGACUUCCUCCACUUCUGCUGCUGAAUUUAAAAGUUCAAGUACAAAGUCUAUAACAACAGCAGCUGCCAGAGCUGCAGGAGUAGACCCACCUUUGCUCACGGCAGAGCAUCAGAUCAGCCCAGAGGUCCUUGAGGCGUUGUCUGCACACAGCCUCACCCCUGAACAGAUUGAGAUGGCCACUGACAGUGAGGGCAAGUUGAAUGUCAAGGUUGACUUGGACCAAGCUAUGGGAGGAGUUCAACAUGGCCGACUUCACGUAGCUCCUGGAUCAGGUGUUGAAGACGGCAGACGACAGGUGUCCAUUCCUGCUGGCAAAGGAUCACAUUUAGAGGAUUCUAAUCUUGAUGUCAUUUCCUAUCAGGUUCCUGAUUCUGGUGGAGAGGACAAUCAAAUUAAUAAUUUAGCCUCUAAAGUCAAGGCAGACGCAGAAGCUGUAGAUGAUGACUCCACUGAAGGCUUGGCUCACUCAGAGGAUGUGCAGAAAGACCUUUUAAACAAAGCUGAUCUGGACAGUGCUGCCCUGGCUGUUAAUGAAGAGCUUGAUCAGUCAGCUGCUACUAGUAAGAAGGAAGUUGCAUUUGAUAAGCCAGAGCAGACGUCAAGUCAAACAACCAGCCAAAUGUCAAAGACUCCUGACAAGAAAACUGCACAGAGUUCAAAGAUCACAAAGGGAAUCACAGCAAUCACUUCACAAAAGUCUGACGUCAAUGCUGAAGGAAAACCUAGAAAAGAGAAAAAAACACCAGAUCAAAAAGAGGAGCCAUUUGUAGUUGGUGGCGUGGAUCACAAGAAUGAGAUUUCCUUGCUCUAUGGGGGUGAGAUGCCUACGCCAGGUGGGACUCCACCUCAUCUUGUCCCCCCUAAAGCCAAAGUUGUCCCUACUAGCACCAAAGCUGCCUCCCAAAAAACCAAGGGUAAACCAAAAGAAAAGAAACCAAAGAAAGAGCCUGCACUCAAGAAAGAAGCUGCAGCUAAAAAAGAAAAGCCAAAGAAAGCCAAAAAAGGAAAGAAAGGGAAAAAGAAAGAAGAGCCUCCCCAAGAGGAGCCAGUGCCUGAGGAACCUGCACCAGUGGAGGUGAAACCACCAUCUCCUGUGCCACCUCCUGAACCGGCUGAACCAGCAGAGGAGGACGAAUUUAUUAUUCAUUCAUCUUCUGAAGCCGAGUCUGAAGAGGAGGACUUUGAGUUUAACAUUGUCAGAGAGGUCACAAGCCCUCCACUACCCCCUGAAACUUCAGCGGGACCCAAAUCUGUUGGCAAAGGACCUUCACCAGGUCCUGAUGAAGAUGAAUCUGAGGAGGAGGAUGUCACAGCUGUGUCCAACUUGAAGUCCAUUUCCAAUAAAGAAGCCAGGGCAGCCAAACAAGCUGCAGCCGCCGCCAAGAGAAGGGAGGAAGUGGAACGCAGGCGACGUGAGAAAGAAGAGCAGAUCAGGAAGGCCAAGGAAGAUGCAGAGAGACAGAUUGCUCUAAAGAAGGAAAUGGAGGAAGUGACCAGAAGAAAAGAAGAAGAAAGAAGGCUCAGAAAACUGGAAGAACAAGAGGCAGAGGAGAGAGAGAGGAGAGAACAGGAAGAGGCUGAAAGGAGGAAAAAGAUUGAGGCUGAGAAAGAGAAGAGGAUGAAGGAGGAGUACAUGAGAAAGAAAGAAGAGGUGAGGAGGAAAGAACUGGAAGAGGAAAUGAGACGCUACGAAAUGCUAUUGGAGAGACAGAAAGAAGAGGAGAGGCUAAGAAUGGAAGAAGAACUAAAAAUGUCCAAGAUGGCAGAGGAGGAAAGGUUGGAGUAUGAGAGGAAAAAGAGAGAAAUAGAAGAAAGAGAAAGACAGCAGAAACUAGAGGAAGAAUUGCGACUAGCAGAAGAGAAAAGGAGACUUGAAGAAGAAAUCAAACUUCUUGCUGCAGAGAAGGCCAGGGAGCAGGCAUUGAUAGCUGCCAAAUUGAGAUUUGAGAGGCUAUGCAAGGAAGAGUCAGUUAAUUUGGAUCAGGCACAUAAAGUGAACAGAGCAUUUGUCUUCUCCUACUUUGAGCUUUUACAGUGGCUGGGCCUGGAUGUGCCAGAUUUUGAACUGGCCAAACUUGCAGAUUAUUAAAAAAAAUUAAGAAAUGAGCCAAAGUAGCAGAUUUUUGUUUUUGUUUGUAUUGCCAAACUCUGUAAUUUUGAAAUGGUCAAAUUGAUAUAUUUACAAAAAAAGAAUAAAUGAUGAAAUUAGCAGGUUAAUUGCGGGUUUGUACUUCAGCAAAUUUAAAAAAAAAAAGUUUUUUGCUAAAACAUAUUCAUUUAGAUAGCAAGCUUAGUUUUGGGUUUCAAUAUCUUCUUGUUAAUUAAUAGCAUGUAUCUAAAUCAAAGUUAACACAUAAAUACAAAAAGAAUGCAACUUUAUAAGAUAAAGCUUAUCAUGACCAACUAACUUAUCAUGACCAUCUUUAGAAGUAAAAAUAUUUUCAUAUAUUGAUAAUGUUUGUAUACGAGUAAAAUUACUUGUAAUGCGAAUGAGCUUAUAUUGCUUGCUUCUCAUUACAAACAAUGUUUUAUAUCAUAUUUUAUUUAAUUAUAACUGCAAUUGUAACUCAAUCUUAAAAUAAUUAUAUUUUUACACACUAUUUACACUUAGUACACAGUAUUAAUUUUCAGAUGUGUAUUUCUAUUUGACUCUUCAAGUAUUAAUUGACGAAAUAACUGUGAUCACUAAAAGAAACAAUGAAAUUGUGUACAUUUUUUACUCUAUUUGUAUAACUUCUUUUCUAACAAAAAUAUUUUUACAGAAUUAUGUAUAUUUGUAUCCAAAGUUAUUGCAUAUUAGAACAUAUUCUGUCUGUUGUCUGUUGGCCUCUGUCAGUCCUAAAAUGACUUUGGUUCAUCUCAAACAUAUUAGAAAAUCAUGAACUGUAUAUAAAUAAAAAUAUCUGAAUCUUCUAGAAGUUGAAAAACUCACUGCUUGCUACUAACAUAAGCAUAAUACUGCACAAAAGAGUCCCAUGUUAAUUUUUUUUGGUUUCCACUAUACUAUAUUUUAAAUAUAUAGAUCUAUGAAAUAUUCGAAUUUCUUUCACUUAAAAUUGAAACAAUUUUUAAUGCAGAUAUUUUAAAAUGAUUCCCAAACUUGAAUACAUAUAUAUAACUUAUAGACAGGCCCAUAGCUAUCACACAACUUAUUGUAACUUUUUAAAACUCGAUACUAAUUUAUAAUCACUCGUUUUUUUACUACAAUAGUUGAACAAUGCAUCGUGUUGAGAGGAUUAUAUUAUUAAUUCUCCUAAGUAUCCUUCUUGCAUCUAAUUUGUUUGAAAUAUGUUUGUUUUUUAAAUGGUUCAUUCAAAUUUGUUAUUUUUAUAUUUUAUUGUCAUUUGUAUAAAUCUUUAACUUCAAGUGAUUAAAAAAAUGGAAAAACAUAUGAAUGAAACAAAAUUACCUUCACAGACUACUCCAUGGGGACUUAUUUCUAGUCUGUCAAAUUAUUCUAAGUACAUUUAGAAAUACAUUACAGAUAGCACAAUUUGUAACAAAAUACUUAUAGCUCUUAUUUUAUGCAGCAUUUCUUUCUUUAUUUUGCUUUCAAAAAGGAAUUCACUUAAUCACCCAUAUCUACAAUAUAAGGUUAAUCAUUUUUUCUGAGCUCAUAUAUAGUGCUACAUACAUUAGAUUAAGUUCUACAGUUUGUAGAAUUGACAUACAAAAUCUAAACUCAUUGGCUGUUAACAAAGCUGUUAAUUAGAUAAAUCGGUUUUUAAAAUAACCAAAUUAAUUGUAGAGAAGUUUUUUUUAUAUCCUUUUUAUCAGAAUAUAAUCUUGUUAUUCAGUUUUUCUCAAUAAACUCUCAACUUAUAUACAAAAAGACUCCAAUGUUUGAGCACAAGCCAUGAUGAUAAUUAUCUCCUUUCUUUGAUGUUGAUUUUAGGCUAGCGUGCCAUCUGAUAUUUGUUAAUUUAAUUAAUGUAAUUUAUUAAUUCGCCAUGUCGAUUGCCAAAACUUUAUUCAAUCCGUCCAGAAUUAAUUAAAAGAAAAUUAAUUGCCAUUAAAUAUUAUACUCUAGCAUUACUUUGUCUGGAUGCUGUUGUGUUGAUUCAUUCAUGCCUUGUUCAAUUUGUUUCUUUCUGGACUAUAUUAUAGUAUUACUCCAUUUGUAUGCUGUAGCAGAUAUUUGGUUUAAAGAACCCAGAAAUGUUUUGGAAGUUCUUCAAAUCACAGAAAGCUAUUUGUUAUUGUCCACAUGUUUAUAUAGAUCAGUGCUGGUCUGAUGAUUUAUGGAAGAAAAAAAUAAAAAAUCUGCCAUAAUAAUAUAAAUGUUUUUAAAUUUUUUUAUUUUCAUAUAUUUCUAUUCAGAAAAUGGCUGAAAAUAUUGGUCAUUCAUGAAAAUAAAUUUUGUUUCAUUUUC
Messenger RNA from Biomphalaria glabrata, 6973 nucleotides. Its product is annotated as inner centromere protein-like. Lineage: Eukaryota; Metazoa; Mollusca; Gastropoda; Planorbidae. The record is from RefSeq and is a predicted model, not a curated record. The coding region runs from base 257 to 4690 and encodes 1477 amino acids. The transcript has 31 exons.